AUGCAGUCUCUUAUGUUGGUUGGAGGCUCUGCCUUCACUUCUACCCAGGCAGAGGAGCUGCGCUCGCGCAUCAACAAGCAGAGCCCAGACGUUCCCGUUGCCCACUUGCACGGUGUCUGGGUUUACUAUGUGCACCUCAAGAGCGACCAGUCUGCUCUCGUAACUGAGAAGCUGGCCAAGUGGCUCGACCUUCCAGACCAGCAGACGAGCUCAAUCGCCCCGAGCAAUGACACCACCACCACUUUUUAUAUCUCACCCCGCAAUAUCUCCCCAUGGAGCUCCAAGGGUACCUCCAUCUCUCAUGUUUGCGGCUUGAAGGACCACAUUGAACGCAUUGAGAGAGGCAGGGCCAUUACGGUUACCUUUGAGAAGCCUUUUGUGGGCGACAAGUUUCAAUCAAAGGAUAUCAUCUACGACCGGAUGACAGAAUCCCUCUCUACAUCCCACCCAGAUCUCAAUCUCAUGUUCCAGGAGGGCCAGAGAUACCCUCUUGAGAUUGUUGACAUUUUUGCCCCUGGAUCUUCUCCCAUUGAGAUCCUGCGUGACUACAACAAGCAAUUCGGCCUGGCCCUUGAUGAGUCAGAGAUGGAGUACUUGGUAGAAGUCUUCAAACGCCAGGGCCGACCUCCUCACGACGUUGAGCUCUUUAUGUUUGCCCAAGUCAACUCCGAGCAUUGCCGACACAAGCAAUUCAAUGCCAACUGGAAGAUCGAUGGUGUUGAGAUGGGGCACAGCCUGUUUGGGAUGAUCCGCAACACUCACAAGCACACCCCUGAUUUCACUGUAUCUGCCUACAGUGACAAUGCUGCGGUCGUCCAGGGAGAGACUGCAAGUUUCUGGGCCCCCGACUAUUCUACGGGUACUUGGAAACUGACCAAGGAAGUUGUUCACGUCCUCAUCAAAGUAGAGACGCACAACCACCCCACUGCUAUCUCGCCCUUCCCCGGUGCCGCCACAGGCUCCGGAGGAGAAAUCCGUGACGAAGGUGCCGUUGGCCGUGGCUCCACCCCCAAAGCCGGUCUUUGUGGCUUCUGGGUCUCCGAACUCCUCAUUCCGGAUCAGAAAGCGCCCUGGGAAGUCGACUUGGGCCGCCCUUCACACUUCGCUAGCAGUCUUGACAUCAUGCUUGAAGCACCUAUUGGAAGUGCUCGCUUCAACAAUGAGUUUGGCCGUCCUUGUCUCCUAGGAUGCUUCCGUACGCUCUUGACUGAUGUGGGCAAGGAAGGAUCUCCUGAGUGGAGGGGAUACCACAAGCCCAUCAUGAUUGCUGGUGGUGUUGGAACUGUCCGACCCCAGCACGCCCUCAAGAACCCUGAGGAUGUUCAAGAUGGUGCCCAUGCUAUUGUUCUUGGAGGACCUGGAAUGCUGAUUGGGCUUGGAGGUGGUGCCGCUUCUAGCAACGCCUCUGCUGAAGAGACUGCAGAGCUUGACUUUGCAAGUGUUCAGCGAGGCAAUCCCGAGAUGCAACGACGAGCUCAGAUGGUUAUCGAUGCUUGUGUUGCUCUUGGCGAGCAAAACCCCAUUGCUAUGAUUCACGAUGUUGGUGCGGGUGGUCUGUCUAACGCACUUCCUGAAAUCGUCAAGGAUGCCGGUUUUGGAGGAAACUUUGAGCUGCGCCAAGUUCACACCGCUGACAGCAGCAUGAGCCCUCUCCAAAUUUGGUGUAACGAGUCUCAGGAACGAUAUGUUCUUUUGGUUAACCGGGAUGGUGUCAAUCGAUUCACAAGCAUCUGCCGCCGAGAGCGAUGCCCCUUCUCCGAUGUUGGAACCGUCGCCAUCAAGACCCCAGAAGGAGACUCCAAGCUUGUCCUCACAGAUCGCGAUUCAAAGGACGGACCUUCCCCCAUUGACCUUCCAAUGGAUGCAUUGUUCCCUGCUGGACGCAAGCUUGAGCGUGUGGUCGAGACCAGAGACCUUGGCUUGCCAGCUUUCAACGCAGCCUCGGCCCUCGAGGGGGUCUGUGGCGCCGACGCUACCAAGGAUGUGAUCAUCUCGGAAGCUGUGAACCGGGUGUUCCACAUGCCCUCUGUUGGAUCCAAGUCUUUCCUCAUCACCAUUGGUGACAGAACCGUCGGUGGUCUCUCUGUCCGUGACCAGAUGGUCGGCCCCUGGCAAACACCCGUUGCUGACUGCGCUGUGACCGCAACCUCGUACAGCAUCGGCAGCAACCAGCGAACUGGAGAAGUAAUGGCUAUGGGCGAGCGCCCUCCUAUUGCUCUCAUCUCCCCUGCCGCAUCCGCUCGCAUGGCUGUAGCAGAGAGUCUGCUCAACCUUGGCGCUGCAGACUUCCUGGGAGGCAUGGAAAGAAUCAAGCUCUCUGCCAAUUGGAUGGCGGCCGUUAACCACCCCGGAGAGGGUGCUGGACUGUUCCAGGCUGUCCAGGCUCUGGGUAUGGAGCUCUGCCCUCAACUUAACAUCUCCAUCCCUGUGGGCAAGGAUUCUACAUCCAUGAAGGCUUCGUGGAAAGACCGUGAGACCAAGGAAACCAAGAGCGUAACUGCCCCGAUGUCCGUCAUCAUCACUGCUGUCACAGUUGUUGAAGAUGUGCGCAACACAUGGACUCCCCAGCUUCGACGAUAUGAGGAUGUCGGAGAAACUGUGCUCAUGUUUGUUGAUCUUGCUCAGGGCCACCGAGCUAUGGGUGGUUCCGCACUCGCCCAGGCAUUCGGCAAGGUUGGCAACGAGGCCCCUGAUGUACGAAGCCCUGAGCUGAUUGCAGACUACUUUGAUGCCCUCUCCCAACUUCACAAAGCCGGAGUUGUUCUUGCCUAUCAUGAUCGCUCAGACGGUGGCUUGAUCACGACCGUGGCCGAAAUGAUGUUCGCUGGCCGUUGUGGAGUUGAUAUCGAACUUGACGAACUCUCCAAUACUGGCUCCAUUGGAGAUAUUCUGGACGCCCUCUUCAACGAGGAGCUUGGCGCUGUCUUCCAGAUCAAGAAGGGCGACGAGAUCAACUUUAAGAGAUGCUUCGCUACAUGUGGACCUCCCGCUGGACUCAUCAAGAAAUUCGGCGCUGUACAGCCGAAAUCGAAGCAGACAUUGAACAUCAAGUACGGUGCCAGACCCGUGGCUACACUAGAUCGUACUCAGAUCCAGCAGUGGUGGUCACAAACAAGUUACGCCAUGCAAAGGGAAAGAGACAACCCUGCCAGUGCAGAGGCUGAAUACAAUACUAUCGCCGAUUCCAGCGACCCCGGCCUAUCCUUCAGACUCAAGUACUCUCCAGAGGAGAACAUCCUACCUCUCACAGCUUCAUUGACGGGCUUGGUUAAGGGCGCUCCUCGAGUUGCUAUUCUCCGUGAAGUUGGUGUCAACAGUCAUCGUGAGAUGGCGUUUGCCUUCAAGGCAGCUGGAUUCGAGCCUAUCGAUGUGCACAUGAGCGACAUCCAAGAAGGACGCUCCCUGGCAGACUUUGUCGGUCUGGCUGCCGGAGGCGGCUUCUCCUACGGUGACGUAUUCGGCGCCGGUGUGGGCUGGGCACAAUCUAUCCUGGAGCACAAAAACGUCCGUCAAGAAUUCCAAACCUUCUUCAACCGCCCUGAUACCUUCGCCCUGGGUGUCUGCAACGGAUGCCAGAUGCUUACGCGUCUCAAGGAGCUGAUCCCAGGGGCGGAGAACUGGCCUACAUUCGUGGAGAACGCAAGCCGGCAAUACGAGGCUCGAUUCACCAUGGUCAAGAUUGACGACUCAGCCUCGGAGACGCCCUCGGUUUUCCUCCACGGCAUGAGCGGGUCUGCCCUCCCCAUUGCCGUUGCCCAUGGUGAAGGCCGUGCCUCCUUCACCAACGAUGCGAGCCUGAACGUACUCAACUCAGACGGCCUCAUCCCCAUAAAGUACGUAAACAACCGACUGGAGGUUGCAGGGCCGGAUCAGUACCCGUACAACCCGAACGGAAGCCCAGGCGGCAUCGCUGGUGUGCGAAGUCGCGACGGCCGAGUCCUCGCACUGAUGCCACAUCCUGAGCGCACAAUUCUGGCAGACGUUGGCAGCUAUGUCCCAUCUGAUCAGGUAGCCGAGUGGGGAGAAUUCGGGCCGUGGGUUCGUAUGUUCAAGAGCGCUAGACGGUGGGUUGGUUAG
This is a messenger RNA of Clonostachys rhizophaga, 4077 nucleotides long. The record is from the annotation of a GenBank genome assembly. NCBI's taxonomy places the organism in Eukaryota, Fungi, Ascomycota, Sordariomycetes, Hypocreales, Bionectriaceae.